UCUCAUGAGACUUUCAGGAUCAAGCGAUUCCUGGCCAUGAAACAAAGGUAGAAUCGACCCCCUCUCCAGUGGCUUUGAGUGAAAACUGGUAACAAACUCAGGUACAACUCCAAGAGGAGGCACUGGACAAGAACCAGGCUGGGUCUAUAA
This is a messenger RNA of Prionailurus viverrinus (fishing cat), 150 nucleotides long. RefSeq names its product 60S ribosomal protein L39-like. The annotation marks the transcript as partial. Gene Ontology annotation, molecular function: structural constituent of ribosome. The transcript has a single exon. Gene Ontology annotation, cellular component: cytosolic large ribosomal subunit; ribosome. Gene Ontology annotation, biological process: translation. The record is from RefSeq and is a predicted model, not a curated record. Lineage: Eukaryota; Metazoa; Chordata; Mammalia; Carnivora; Felidae.